Messenger RNA from Sphenostylis stenocarpa, 333 nucleotides. The record is from the annotation of a GenBank genome assembly. Lineage: Eukaryota; Viridiplantae; Streptophyta; Magnoliopsida; Fabales; Fabaceae.
AUGUACUUUGGCCGAUUUCGUUAUGCCUCUUUUUCUUUUCAUUGUUGGGGUUGCCAUAGCCCUUGCACUAAAGGUAUGUAUACCCUUGCACUAAAGGUCAAUAAAGAGAAUUUAGCCUUAGUGGAAAAGUCUGAGAAGGCUAAGAAGAUUGUUGAAGAGGUUAAAACCUUUGUUGUUGAGAAAGUGUGGGGUUCUGAUGGUUUUUGUUUGAUGCGGACUGCUGGUGAGGCCCCAAACAAGCAAGUGCCACGCCAUGGAAUCGUCGGUGACUCGUUUGACUCGCUUGAGUUUAUUAACACCACCAUCGUUCACUCCCUCACUCAGACACACUAG